AUGGAGGCAACUGCUCAUGCGGGGUCGACCUCUCACCCUGCUCGCGCGGGAUCGAAACAACCGCCUGUGCGGGGCCGGUUGUCGAAACCCGCGCAGGCGGGACUCAUCCUGCGUCGGCGGGGACUCGCCCGCUCGCGCAGGACACGCAGGAGUUCCCCAGGAGAUUCUCCUGGGGGGCGGACUUAUAGUGAAACAAGAGGAAUGCACCGAUCUUUUGGCCGACUCAUCCUUCAGCUUUCUUCUUCCUUGACAUACCUCGACAUCGCCGGCGUUAUUCUAGCCUCACCCACCUUAACAUCUCUGAACCACCUCACCGGCCUCGUGAAGCUCAAAGUGAGCUUAGCGCAACAGCAUGUGGCCCAUCUGUGUUCUUCUGCUCUAGCAUACCCACGGGCUCAGCUCUGCUUGCCAUCGCUUCAGCAACUCACCAUCCGAGUUCUCCCGCAUGCUUUUCAAGCGUGUAUUCAACUGCUCUCCAUCUCAACAUUGGCUCAACUCCGAGUGCUCAAGGUGAAGGCGUUGGAGGAUCUAUGCGACCCAAAUGCGUUAUUCGCGACCCUUAAUGAACGGCAGAUGUUCCUUCUUGAAGAAAUAGCUCUUGAGAGGGACGAAAGCUUUGGGGAGUCGGACACAGUCGCUGUGCAGCCUCCCCAGCACCUCUACGGUCCUCCCCCGGUUCCCCUCACGGAAGAAGACGUCGCUCCCCUGUUCUCCUUUAAGAAGUUGUCCCUAUUCCGAAUUUACCACUGCGACCACUAUAAGUCCGCCCACCAGGAGAAUCUCCUGGGGAACUCCCGCGGGUCCUGCGUCGGCAGGAACUCACCCGCCGGCGCAGGAUGA
Molecule: messenger RNA, 840 nt
Organism: Coprinopsis cinerea okayama7#130
Lineage: Eukaryota; Fungi; Basidiomycota; Agaricomycetes; Agaricales; Psathyrellaceae
Exons: 1
Coding region: 1-840 (279 amino acids)
Source: RefSeq, a predicted model, not a curated record